This is a messenger RNA of Magnolia sinica, 2127 nucleotides long. RefSeq lists its product as uncharacterized. Gene Ontology annotation, biological process: ribosomal large subunit export from nucleus. The transcript is spliced from 3 exons. The record is from RefSeq and is a predicted model, not a curated record. Lineage: Eukaryota; Viridiplantae; Streptophyta; Magnoliopsida; Magnoliales; Magnoliaceae. Gene Ontology annotation, cellular component: cytoplasm; nucleus. Gene Ontology annotation, molecular function: ribosomal large subunit binding. Bases 167 to 1714 code for a protein of 515 amino acids.
AUAAGAUGCGAGAGAAGAAAGAGAAGCGGAAGAAGAAAAAUCGAACCCGCCGGCCCGUUGUUGUAGAGCAAAGGAAGAAAAGUGAAGAAAAGAGAGAAGGAAGGUUAGGAGGAGCAUCAAAACUCUUGAAAUCGUCUCAAAAUCGCGUGUAUUCGAGUAAUCAGCAAUGGCCGAAGAAGGAGUAGCCGGUAUGUUCAGGCUACAACAAACAGUUGGCAGCGUCCUCUGUUGUAUGUGCGGUAUUUCAAUGGCACCGAAUGCUGCAAACAUGUGUGUAAAAUGCCUCCGUUCUCAAGUCGACAUUACCGAAGGCCUCCAGAAGCGUUUGAUUAUCAUGCAUUGCCCAGAAUGCGAUUGCUACUUGCAGCCACCAAAAACAUGGAUAAAAGCCCAGUUAGAAUCUAAAGAACUUUUAACUUUUUGCAUAAAGAGGUUGAAGAAUUUGAACAAGGUAAGGCUAGUGCAUGCAGAGUUUGUUUGGACCGAGCCUCACUCCAAGAGGAUCAAGGUGAAACUGAGAGUGCAAAAGGAGGUUCUCAAUGGAGCAGUAUUGGAACAAGCUUAUACCGCCGAGUAUGUUCAGCAGGAGCACAUGUGUGAGGCUUGUUCUAGGGUUCAAGCAAACCCAGAUCAAUGGGUUGCUGCUGUCCAACUCAGGCAGCACGUCUCUCACAGGAGAACGUUUUAUUAUUUGGAGCAGCUUAUCCUUAGGCACGACGCAGCUGCCCGGGCUAUAAAAAUCAAGCAAUUGGAUAAGGGUAUCGACUUUUUCUUUGGGAAUAGGAGCCAUGCUGUGAAAUUCGUUGAGUUCUUGGGUAAUGUGAUUCCAGUUAGGAGUCGUCACGAUAAACAGCUUGUUUCCCAUGAUUCCAAGAGCCACAACUAUAACUAUAAGUACACAUUUUCUGUUGAAAUUUGUCCGAUAUGUCGAGAGGAUUUGAUUUGCCUGCCCCCGAAAGUUGCGGUCAGUUUGGGAAACCUGGGUCCUCUUGUUUUGUGCACAAAGGUGAGCAAUAACAUCAUGCUGCUGGAUCCAGUUACUCUACGCCACUCUUUCAUGGAUGCAAACCAGUAUUGGAGGGCUCCUUUUGGGUCUCUGCUUUCAAGUAAGCGGCUUGUGGAAUAUAUAGUAUUGGACAUAGAAGUUGGAACUUCUUCAUUCAGUGUUGGUGGUAGUGGUACGAAGUAUGCUUUAGCUGAUGCCCAGGUGGCACGUGUUUCUGAUUUUGGCAAAAAUGAUAUGAUUUUCACUGUGAAAACACAUCUCGGUCAUCUUUUACAUCCCGGGGAUUAUGCACUUGGGUAUGACCUGUAUGGUGCUAACAGUAAUGAUUUUGAAGUCGACAAGCAUAAGGGUCUUCUUCUACCAGAUGCAGUCUUAGUGAAGAAGAGCUAUGAGGAGAAGCGUCAGAGAAAGCGGGGGAAACCUCGUGCUUGGAAGCUCAAGACCAUGGACAUGGAGGUAGAAAACUCUGCUAGGGGUAGAGUUGAUGAAGAAAAGACGAACACAGAGUAUGAAGAGUUUUUGAGGGACUUAGAGGAGAACCCAGAGAUGAGGUUUAACAUAUCAUUGUACCGUGAUAAAGAUUAUCAGCCAUCUGAGAUGGCAUCCGUGACUGAUGGGGAGGAUGUUCCGUCUGUGCCAUUGGAGGAGCUGCUUGCUGAACUUGAAUUAAGUGAUGAGGAAGAUGACAAUGAAAGCAUGAGGGAGUGAUUUGUAGCUGCUACAUCUUUUUCAUUCGAGUCUUGCUCAUCCCUUAUCACUGGUUAGAAAAGUGGGAAGCUACAAGGAGACUGCAGGAUUUGUCGAAUGGGAUUAUGGAUCUCUGCAAGCAGGUGAAUAGAAGCCCAAGGCCAGGUAUGAGAUUGACUAGCUACGAGUUCCCAUUUUGGGGAGAUGUCAGGAUAUUUUAUCGUAAAACAAUAUGUUUCCAGAGUUAUGAGUGUAUAGGUAAAUGUGAUGCUUUCAUUAGCUUGUUGAAUUUUGCAUGGAUCACCAGGGGGCUUUGGUUUCCAUGAGGAGAUUGUUACUCUUAUCUUGGUUUUUCUUUUCUUUUCUUUCUUUCUUUCCUUUUUUUUUUUUUAAUGAAAUAAAUCUGUCAAUGGAAAUGGAGUGACUUUUUUCUU